This is a messenger RNA of Pristis pectinata (smalltooth sawfish), 2905 nucleotides long. RefSeq names its product sorting nexin-12. Gene Ontology annotation, biological process: endocytic recycling; late endosome to Golgi transport. The coding region runs from base 197 to 688 and encodes 163 amino acids. The record is from RefSeq and is a predicted model, not a curated record. Lineage: Eukaryota; Metazoa; Chordata; Chondrichthyes; Rhinopristiformes; Pristidae. The transcript has 5 exons. Gene Ontology annotation, cellular component: early endosome membrane; retromer complex. Gene Ontology annotation, molecular function: phosphatidylinositol-3-phosphate binding.
GGUUCCUGGGAAAGGCCCGCCCCGAUUUUCGGAAUGCUGAAUAAGUAAUAUGUGAGGGUGGAGGUAGUGUUACUGGGUUAUGCCGGCUGCGGGUGGAGUCUGUCAAUAUUUUGCAUUUUAAAACGUCUCCGACUGACCGCUGGCGGUAAAGUAAGCGGAGCGGGGUUUAAAACGUUUAAUUAGUGCUCGCUGGAAGAUGGCGGAGGCUCUCGGGGUGGCCGACACCCGCCGACUGCACAGCAAGCCGCAGGAUCUGAACGAUGCCUACGGUCCUCCCAGCAAUUUCCUGGAGAUCGACAUCUUCAACCCGCAGACCAUCGGCGUCGGGAGGAGCAAGUACACCACCUACGAGGUCCGAAUGAGGACAAAUCUCCCCAUUUUUAAGAUGAAGGACUCGUGUGUGCGUAGACGAUACAGCGACUUUGAAUGGUUAAAAAGUGAAUUGGAGAGAGACAGUAAGAUUGUUGUGCCACCAUUACCAGGAAAAGCGUUGAAACGACAGCUUCCGUUUAGAAUGGAUGAAGGAAUUUUUGAAGAGUCUUUUAUUGAAGAAAGAAGAGUGGGAUUAGAACAAUUCAUUAACAAAAUUGCAGGUCAUCCGUUGGCCCAAAAUGAACGCUGCCUCCACAUGUUCUUACAAGAGGAAUGCAUCGAUAGGAAUUAUGUACCUGGCAAAGUACGUCAAUAGAUUCUGUGUAAGUGGACUUCUAAUGACUAAUAGGGAAGCAAAUCUGAGUCACCUGCAGCACUUUGGAUGGAAAGGCUGUUGACCUGAAGACAAUUACAGUUGUUAGUCUCAAUGUUUCUGCUGCCCUGCUGUCUUGUUGCUCUUACCUUUUUCUGAUCUAAUUUGCUUUGCUAUCCUGUUUACUGCUUGUACUGAUACUCUUGCAUCAAAUGCUUUUGCAGUAGCAAAUUGUAGCAAUGCCUUUGUAUUCCUGACAUUUAGAAUUGAGGAACAGUUGUAGUUUAUUCAACAGUUAAAAGGGAAAGGCUUGAUAAAUGAUUUCACCUGUUAUUGGAGCAGAUGGGGUGGGGACAAACCUUCAACUAUAUCAUAGCCAAGGCAGUUCAGUGACCUAAUUGAUGCUGAUUUUUGCAAUGGAGCCUCUGUCUUGGGUGUAUUGGUUACAUUUGAUAUUGCCUUGUUCUGGGGAGGUUUUUUCCUUUUGGAUUAGAAUGUGUGACACCUAUUUAAUAAUUCAAUUGAAAAUGGGAUUCUAUCACAUUGCCCAGCUUGGGGUUAUAACCCAUUACCAAGAAUCUUUGGCAUUCAAAGUUUUUGAUAUGUAGGCCCAAAAGGUAAAAUGGAAUUAAUGUUGCCAUUGAUGUUUUGGAGCAAUGGAUGGACCUGCAGGGCAAGUAGGCAGCCCAAGCUGUUUGCAAAUUGGAGAUUGCUGAAAUGCAGUGACCUAUGUAUAACCUGGAGUUUCCCAUUUCAUGAAGGUGAAGGGAAGAGUGAAGAACACAAUGUGCUGAAUCUUUUCACUCAUUGUGGUGAUAUUUGUGCAUAAUAUUUCUGGACCAAAUGGAUUUGGAAUAUCCAAUGUCAUAACUGGAUGUGGAGUAGUAGGUGAAAGAACAAAUGCACUAAUACAUUGGAACUGUUCAGUUUGUACUUCUGAGAAUACUAAAAUUGAUGUAUAACUCUGUAUCUGAUCUAUGAAUGGGUACUCUGUAAUGUACUCUGCACUUGAAGAUUGAUUCUCUCAAUGUUGGGGUGAUGCUUUAGGAGAAUCUUUGCCAAAGAUCAUUGCAAAGUGCAAUCUCUCUCCCUCCAGAAACCAGAAAUGAAUCUGAUAUGUUUUAUUUAGUGAGUAAGCUGGUGUAUGGAGCUGACAGUUGAAUCUUUAUAUUCAGCAUUGUUGCCAAUAACGUCCUCCUGACCCAUUCCACACUUAAAGCAGAGUUUACUGUAAAUUCACUUUGUACUAUUACAUUGGUUUUAUUGAGAUGCCUUUUGUGUGUCACUGGGAAAGGAUUACUCUUACUAUGUUAAGCAGCUUUCUCUUGAUCUAAACAGAUGUGUCCACUUACUGCAUUCAUAAUAAACCACUGUAAAAUCACAAUUUGUACUGGUCUUUUUGUAACAUUGUAUUUUCCCUGAAACAACUAUCCUUUUCAGUGGAGUUGCAACAAUUUUUCAAUGAUUACCAACGUGGGUAGGGGUUAAUUACCCUUACCACCAAAAAUUGUGCAGUUGAUCCUUUAAAGUGCAAAUCUUAUUCUGCUGGUUUAGACUUUAUGCUGCAUAUUAUUGCAGAUAAUUCCAUAUGGUAUGUUUUAAUCUGCUAUAAUUUGGGAUUGUUGUAGAUUUCUGCUAUUGCAUUUGGCCUUUGGAAAAUAAAGGAAGAGUUGAAGUGUAAACUGACUAAUCUUGGGGCUGGUGAAGUAUAGUAAAUAUUUGAAAUGCCUAAACUUUUUUUGUGUAACAUGUUCUACUAUUUAAUGCACUUGGUAUUUUUAUCAGCAUUGUUUUUGAUUUUCUAAUUCACUGCUGGAGUUAAAUGCCCUGACGCACUUUAGAAUGUGUAACUAUCUAUAUCAGUUUUUCCACUACCACCUGCAUAUACAGCAAAACUUAAUGUGGCAUGUUUGGUUCUGGGGUACUAUACUAGCAGAUUUUCUGGAAUGUUGGAUGUUAUUCAAAUUAAUAUGCCAUUCUUAGAUGGUAUAGUAUAACUUUCCAGUAAACCCAAUAAGUUUCAAGGGAGCAUGGAAACCAACAUCCAGUGAGCCAGAUACCAAACCAUCAGGAUUCCUGAACAAUUAAGAUAACAGAUUAAGGUUGUAUUGCAUUGGUUGAUAGAUACAGGGUUGUAUUGUGGUGGGGAACUGCUGCCUUACCUCCAUUAGAUAUGUUUGAACACCAUUUAUAAUGCAGGACUCUAAUGUGGACAUGCAA